AGGCAUUCUUGGUGUUUGCUUCUGGUGCUGUGGGAGGGCCAAUCUUCGACCGCUAUGGCGCAUGGGUGAGUGAAGCUCAAGGCAUAGGCGUAUUGGAAUCGUAAUUGAGAGGAUCCUAACCUUGACUAGGUCAUUCGUCCCGCCGCGAUUGUAUACAUAUUCUCAGUCAUGAUGACGAGCUUAUGCAACGAGUAUUGGCAAUUCAUGCUCGCUCAAGGUGUGCUCAGCGGCAUAUCAAACGGGUUGAUCAUGUUUCCAGCAAUGGCGGCCACGCCUCAAUAUUUCAAGAGGAGAAGAGGAGCAGCCAUGGGUCUCGCCAUCGCCGGCUCCUCGCUGGGUGCAGUCGUGUUUCCCAUCGUUCUCUCAGAGCUGCUGGACACGCUGGGAUUCGGAUGGGCCGUUCGCAUAUGCGGCUUCAUCAUGAUGCCGUUUCUCUUGUACUCGUCCGUCGCCGUCAGGGCUCGUCUUCCCCCGCGACGGAGCCAAUUUUUCAUCUGGAAAGCUUUCCAACAGCCACUGUUUCUGUGUCUCACUGGUGGUGUGUGCCUCAUGUUUGUGGGCAUGUUCAUCCCCUUCUUUUACUUGCCGACGUUUGGUAUUGAUCACGGCUUGACCCCGUCGCUAGCGUCCUAUUUGGUGGCCGUCAUUAACGGUGCCUCGAUCCCUGGCCGCAUCAUACCCGGCGUCUUGGGCGACAAAUUCGGUCGCAUUAACAUCUUAUUCACUGCGGGAUUAUUGACCGCCAUCUCGAUUCUCUGCUGGCCCAAGGCAGUGACUGAAGCUGGAAUCAUUGGCUUUGCCGCAGCGUAUGGUCUCACUUCUGGCGCCAUCAUCUCAGGAGGGUCCGUGGUCUUCACCCUCUGCCCAAAGACGCCGAAGGAUAUCGGUACCUACAUGGGAAUGGGCAUCGCAUUCGCAUCAAUUGCUGUAUUGAUUGGGCCGCCUGUCAGCGGUGCGUUGCUCAAUCGGUACCACGGUUAUGACCAGAUUUCCAUUUUUGGCGGCGUCGUUUGCAUGUUCGGGGCGGUUCUGACGCUUUGCGCAAAGCUGUUUACGACUGAGGGUCUUUUAGGAUUUGUCUGAGAAGAAGCUUGAAUGACGGCUAGUCAGCCUUAGUAUUCAGAAAGCUGAGAGGCGGCAUAACGGUUAUUGAGAGAGGGAAUUACUGCUAUCGUGGCCUACCUACG
This is a messenger RNA of Colletotrichum acutatum, 1187 nucleotides long. Its product is annotated as major facilitator superfamily domain-containing protein. Gene Ontology annotation, biological process: transmembrane transport. Gene Ontology annotation, cellular component: membrane. Lineage: Eukaryota; Fungi; Ascomycota; Sordariomycetes; Glomerellales; Glomerellaceae. Gene Ontology annotation, molecular function: transmembrane transporter activity. The record is from RefSeq and is a predicted model, not a curated record. The coding region runs from base 169 to 1083 and encodes 304 amino acids. The transcript has a single exon.